Sphaeramia orbicularis (orbiculate cardinalfish) is the source of this 4896-nucleotide messenger RNA. RefSeq names its product AGBL carboxypeptidase 5 (gene agbl5). Bases 326 to 3076 code for a protein of 916 amino acids. The transcript has 17 exons. Gene Ontology annotation, biological process: proteolysis; protein deglutamylation. The record is from RefSeq and is a predicted model, not a curated record. Gene Ontology annotation, molecular function: zinc ion binding; metallocarboxypeptidase activity. Lineage: Eukaryota; Metazoa; Chordata; Actinopteri; Kurtiformes; Apogonidae.
GCUAUGAUGCAGGACAUACAGAGCCUGAUAGUGCAAUGAGUAAUGACUGUAUAUUUUGUGUAAGGCUGUCGUUUUUAAGCGAGGACUGCUAGUUCGACAGCUAAGUUAGCCUCAGCCUACAAACGUACGCUAGCAACAUAAUCAGUAUGACAUUGACCACCGAGGCUAGCAUUGUUGUGAAUAUUAGCUAGCAGUAGUUUAUUCAAAGAAUGUUAGACAAUGCCGUUUUGAGGACCGAGUAUUACGGCUGUCUGUGUCAGGCUGCUGACUGGCAUUUUAUUAAAGACCUGCAGAGAGAAAACUGAAAAGACAAGAGUUCAGAACAAUGGAGGCUCGCUUUGGUAAUAUUGUGUUCAGCUCAAAGUUUGACUCAGGGAAUUUGGCACGUGUGGAGAAGGUGGAGAAGGGGAGCUCCAGCCCUCCUUCCGAUACAGCUUCUAACGGGGGUGCUGCAUCAGGCUCAAAUCUCACCCCUGACUAUGAGUUCAAUGUGUGGACACAGCCAGAUUGUGCUGGAACAGAACAUGAAAAUGGAAACAGAUCAUGGUUUUUCUUCAGUGUACGAGGCGCAGCACCUGGAAAGUUACUGAAAAUCAAUGUGAUGAACAUGAACAACCAGAGAAAGCUUUAUAGCCAGGGAAUGGCUCCACUUGUACGCACUUUACCGGGAAAGACACGAUGGGAGAGGAUCCGUGACAGACCUACAUCUGAGAUUGUAGAUAACCAGUUCAUCCUCUCAUUCACUCACCGGUUGUUAGAAGUGAGGGGGGCGACCACCUUCUUCUCCUUCUGCUUCCCCUUUUCCUACACUGAAUGCCAGGAGAUGCUGCACCAGUUAGAUGAGAACUACCCCAAAGCUGCUCAGCUCAGUCCAAGCAGUCCGCCGGGCAGCAUGUAUUACCAUAGGGAGUUGCUCUGCCACUCUCUAGAUGGAAACAGGGUGGACCUUCUCACUGUGACCAACUGCAGCGGGAUGCAGGAGGAGAGGGAACCCCGUCUGCCUCAGCUGUUUCCCGACACCAACACCCCUAGACCACACCGCUUCGCCAGCAAAAGGGUGUUUUUCCUCAGUAGUCGAGUGCACCCUGGGGAAACUCCCUCAUCCUUUGUAUUCAACGGUUUUCUCAACUUCAUUCUAAGAAAAGAUGACCCACGAGCUCAUGCCCUUCGGAACAUGUUUGUGUUCAAGCUCAUUCCGAUGCUCAAUCCAGAUGGGGUUGUCCGUGGGCACUACAGGACUGAUUCCAGGGGUGUAAACUUGAAUAGGCAAUAUCUUAACCCCAGCCCUGAGCUGCACCCUUCUAUCUAUGCAGCCAAAACACUGUUACUGUACCACCACACACACAAUCGAGUGCGCAGAACACAGUCAAGCACUCGUAACAGCCAGUGUAAUAGCCCGACGCACACACAGACUCCUCCCCUCAACAUCAAGCAGGCCAAUCAGCAUCAAUCCCCUCCUCUCACUGCCCUUGAAGUCAGCCUGAACCAACGGAAUGCAGAAAAGGACGCAAAUCCUGCCCAGCCAGAUGUUGCCAUGGUGACAGAAGAAAAUGCCUGGGUCACCACAGAGAUGGAAAAGGGAUACCAGAACAGUUCAUCGAGUUCCUCAGAAACGGUGGCUGCUCUUAGUGUAGAGACAACAAACACAGAGGCAGAGAAGCAGGAAUCAAUUCCACCCCAGGAAGGAGGUGUGGCUUAUUAUGUGGACUUGCAUGGCCACGCCUCUAAACGAGGAUGCUUCAUGUAUGGAAAUAGCCUUCCAGAUGAAAGCCACCAGGUUGAGAAUAUGCUGUAUCCAAGACUGAUUGCUGUGAACUCUGCCCACUUUGAUUUCCUGGGCUGCAACUUCUCUGAGAAAAACAUGUACGCACGGGACAAGAGAGAUGGCCAGUCUAAAGAAGGCAGCGGGCGAGUGGCCAUCCACAAGGCGAUAGGACUCCUUCACAGCUACACUUUGGAGUGCAACUACAACACGGGGAAAUCUAUGAACACCAUCCCACCUGCCUGCCAUGACAACGGACGGGCAACCCCACCCCCGCCUCCAUCAUUCCCUCCAAAAUACACUCCAGAAAUAUUUGAGCAGGUUGGGCGUGCUGUGGCAAUCUCUGCUCUGGAUAUGGCCGAGUGUAACCCCUGGCCAAGGCUGGUGCUGUCGGAGCACAGCUGCCUUACAAACCUCCGAGCCUGGAUCCUCAAGCAUGUCCGCAACACCAAAGGCCUGAGCACGCACAUCCACGCUCAUGCUCCCCCAAGAAUACACCACAAUGGCAGCAAAGCCUCACCUCCAAAGAGCUUCAACAACUGUCUGUCCGGCUCCUCAUCUGAGAACACCUUAAGUCGUGUUCGCUGCAACAGCCACAGUAGCAGCAGCCAGACACCAUCCCCGAAGAUUCACAAUUCGCCGAGCUUUACCUUUGGCUGCCCCCCGCCUCGAUCCCACGCACAACACAACAGCAGCGUACGAGGAGGAAACAAGACACUGGGGCCAGUCAGGGGCCUCAGCUGUCCAGACUUUCAGGCUGGUGGACCCAGCUCAGCGGGUUGGUCCAGAACGCCUUUUCCCAUACGUUCUGGGCGUGUGGGGAGAGGUUGUCGACCUCUUACCAUCACCCAUCACCCCACAGAGACCACUAAAGAUUUGGGGCCCGACCAUCUUCUUUCCUCCAUCAAAUUCAGCAAGUGUGAACUUCAACCACAUAUCAGCCGCAUCCCCAUCCGGAGGGCGGGCUCCAAUGAAACCCCGCCCACCCAUAUCAGUAACACAGCAUCUUCUAGCGAUAAACAGGAAGCAAAGGAAGAAUCAGCCACCUUGAAAGUGUGGAAGCUGUUAAAACCUGGCCUCCAACGACACCUGUCGCUAUCAGGAGUAGCUGGGAAGGAGGCUGCCAUACAGCUGGCCUCUAAAGCACUGAUAAAGAAGAAUACAGACAGAAGUGUCCACUACAAAGGAGAUGCUGUUAUAGAAACUGCAUCUGAGACUAAUGAAAAACUGCAACAGGUUGAGGAACCUCCGUUGAUGCCUUUGCCUGAGACUGUCAACAUGUGUGAGACUGUGACCCUUUGUGGAGAAGCCUAGGAACUACAUAUCUACUGUAGCACUGAGAGUACCUUUAAUGUCUGUUUGCUUUAUAUAUGCUUGUAUUACCACAAACCUAUUACCAAAAACAUUAAAACCAUAGGGGAGGGCAGUUUCAUCGCAGGAGGAUAAGAUGGUUCUCGAUAAUGUGCAAUAUAACUUUAUGACUGUUGCCCAGCGCAGCUUUACUGACGUAGCUCUUGAGGUUAAGUGCCUUGCUCAAUAACACCCCAGCCGCCGCUGAGGAAGGGAAGAUGCACACUUUCAGCUUUUCAUUUGAUCAAGGCAGUGACCUCAAAUGUGUGUUCUUUAACAUUUCAACUAAAGUUACUGUACCUCACACUGUUUCUUUUAGUUUGUUUACUGUUAGUUUGUACCUCCUGCUAUCACUUCCAAAAAUAUAUGAAAGACACUCUGACCAAUACUGUUAUGCACUAAUAAUAAAUGUCCUCACAGUCAGCCGCUUUAUUAUAAUAGGCUGACUUUUAUUCAAGCACCUUUUAAACCAUACUUCCAUUAUGAGAUUAGAAACAAAUGUGAGUGAAGUGAAUCGUGUAUUUACAGUAAUGUGAUAGUUUUUCCUGAGGUUGUGUUUGAUGUGCACAUAGCGGCUAUAAAAUGUAUUCACCCAUUGUUGGACUUUUUCAUUUUUUACAUCAAUAAAUCAUUUUAGAUAUAAGGAAUUUUGACUUUGAACCUUAAAAUAGUUCACAUACCCAACUAAUCUGCAGCAAGGUUACAGCCAAGUACUGGUCAAUGGGGGGAUUGUAGUAAAAUUCCGAGGUUUUACUGUUGUUAACUGUCUUUUCUGGCGAGAUGUUACUCUUGACAGGUGUUGGAGCAAGACACUCUCUGGAGGCACUGGCAGUGAAUUUACUCAGGAGAUAUUGAUUAGUAGGAGCUUGUCAGACACAACAAUACAGCGAUUGCCCAGUCCGACUCUGAAGUAGACUACAGUCUGUCAAUAUUGAAGUCCCACUAAUCCAGUGAAUCUUGUCCCUUGUAUAAUGUUAGUUAGAGGAUACAUUGUAGAAGACUGUACACAUUGAGUUAUAUUGGCUGUUGACUGAUCACAAGCCAUUGUAUACUGUAUGACCUGCCUUUUACAUGCAGCAGCACAUGGACUGAUGCCAAAAAUGUUCUUGGACUACAGUCACAGUGUGUAUGUAUACAUUCAAUCAGGCCAUUCUCUGAAACUGAAUGGCACAGCAAGGGUUACAGAAAGGCUGAAAACACUAGUGGGGUUAUGAAUGUUAAAGACAGCUGAUAAUAAUACAAACAGACCCUGAAAAAUCAAUGUGGCAAAGAGAACUGCUGUAUUUUGCAAAAUACCUGGGCUGGGUAGCUGUUUUUUUUUGUAAUUUUAGUCAACAUUAAAGCCACUCUAAUGUUACUUUAUGAAUGACUGUCAGUGUUUGAUAGAGAACAAAUCAAAGUCUACAUCACUCUGCAUUCAUAUGGUGUAGACAAAAAUGUAUUUGCAAAGAAUAGUAUAUAUCAAAUGUCUCUGUACAACACGUCAUUUAGUGUAGAACACGAAAAAGUCCCACAGGUGUGUAUGCUUUUUAGCCACUCUCAGUAUUGAAUAUACUUACAUUCCAUCAGAGCUUUCUGCCCUCCCAUACCAACUAGUCCUUAACUACUGUGUAUUCAGUCAGAAAUAUUUUAUGUAAGGAGACUUAUUACAGAUGUAUCUUUUUCAAAGUGAACGUUAACCAUUUCAAAAUGAAUUAUACUGUGACAAACAAUACUGUGUCUGAACAAAACUCAAGUGUAAUUUUAAAAAACUUGAAAUAAAAUGUGGACUGUAUUGUGUACAU